This is a messenger RNA of Brettanomyces bruxellensis, 2157 nucleotides long. RefSeq lists its product as uncharacterized. The transcript has a single exon. Gene Ontology annotation, molecular function: mRNA 3'-UTR binding; poly(U) RNA binding; poly(A) binding. Gene Ontology annotation, cellular component: nucleus; cytosol; ribonucleoprotein complex. Bases 1 to 2157 code for a protein of 718 amino acids. NCBI's taxonomy places the organism in Eukaryota, Fungi, Ascomycota, Pichiomycetes, Pichiales, Pichiaceae. The record is from RefSeq and is a predicted model, not a curated record.
AUGCCAACCUUAAUUGAACCCGAAACGCCGGAUUCGAACUCUGAUUUGGUAUCAGCGCCAAGUACGUUGGAUGAUUUGAAAGCUGAAAAUUCUGGAAGUCAAGAAGAAACAUAUUCAUACACUUUAAGAAUAAAGAACCCUAGUCCCGAACUGGACGAGCAUCUUCUUCGAUUUCAGGAACAAAAUCAACUAUCCCCAUCUUUCUUCUCUUUAAUACGGACCACCCGAAACGAAACAUAUUUCUGCUUUAUUAAGUUUGCUGAGAGAAAAGAUCUCAUGGAUGAUUUUGUGAAAUAUUUGACCUCUCUGAAAGAUGGUGAGCAAGAUAGACCAUUCGAAUUAGAAACCAUCGAUUCCGAAUAUAAGUUGAAUCUUCAGCUUCCUGGUAAUCUUUACAUCAGGGGUCUGCUACCAACAACUCGCUCAGAAGAUCUAUACAAGAUAUUCCACCCUUAUGGUGAGGUGCAAUCGUGUAAAGUUAUAUAUGACGAUUAUGGCUUUUCCAAGGGUUACGGAUUUGUGAAUCUGGCAAACAGAAUGCAGGCUGAUAGGGCAAUUAAAGGCUUAAACGGACAGAGCGUCGCCGGAAAUAAUCUUUUCGUCAAUCACCAUGUUUCCAAGACCGACCGCUUGAAAGACAUGGAAAUCAGGAGACACAACUAUUCGAACUUGUAUGUAAAGAACAUUCCACCAAAGUAUUCAAAGGAAGAUCUUUCAUCGUUGUUCAACAAAUUUGGAACAAUCGAUUCCGUCUUUCUUCCACACGGUGAGAACGGUGAGGAAAAUAAAGGCUAUGGUUUUAUCAAUUUCAGAUACCACAAAGAUGCUGUCCAGGCUGAGCAAGAAAUGAACAACUUCGAGCUCCAGGAAGGUUACAAAAUUGAAAUUUCUCGAGCAGAGAGAAAGAGAGAAAGAUCAAUUUACUCCGAAGAGGCAUACCAUUAUGGUCCUAUUGGAUAUGUGCCAAUUACUGCUCCUCUGUCUCCACCUCAGGCUUCCAUGAUUCCUGAUCAAGCUUUUGUUCCUACCGAAGCAGUUGGACAUAUAGUUGCUGCUCCGCAGUCUUCUGUUGCAGAUGGUGCCUCUGUUGCUACUGAUUACAAAAAAGAAGAAAUGGAUUCAUUAUCCACCAACGGAAUAAAGAAAGAUAAUACUGUUGACGAGGAAUCUGAGACUGAGAAUGAAGUGAAAUUGGGAGAGGACGGUUCGGAAAAGAAAAAGAACGGCGAUUCCAAUUCAAAAAGGACGAAGACAAGAAGGAAGUCUUCCGCAAACUAUUUCAUGUCAUCUGAUUCAAAUAUGCUGUCUUCAGCGGCUGGUCUUCCAAUAGCAGGGCCAGAUUAUCAAGACUCCAAUCUAUAUAUCACACAUCUACCCUUGGAAUUCACUGACGCUGAUCUGGAGAAGCUCUUUUCCUCAUUUGGUCCUAUAGUCUCUGCCAAGGUAAUCACGUAUCAAAGAAACAACAAGAGCGGGAAGAUGGAUCAACCAAUAGGCUCACGUGAUGCCAAGGGCAAAGAUCCUGAGAGUCUAGUUGGAAAAUCAAAAGGUUUCGGUUUUGUUUGCUUCCAGAAGCCUGUUUAUGCCUCCAAAGCAUUGGUGGCAAUGAAUGGCUAUAAGCUUGACUCAACACAUAUUCUAAACAUUUCCUUUGCGCAAAGGAAGGAAAACAAGUUUGAAAGAGGAAGACUUCGUCACUACAACCAGAAUAACCUAGAGAACUUUUACAGGUAUUUCAAUUAUCAAAUUCCUCCUAGUUACGGAUACCCUUCUUAUACUAUUCCGGAUGGAAAGAUUUCUGACGAGAAAGCUUCAUCAAGAUUCUAUGAGUCCCCUCAGGCUGCAUUACCAUUUUUCUCUCCUCCAAUGCCAAUUAUGGUUUCUCCUGUCACUAAAGACUAUAAGGCCAAAACCGACAAAGAGACUGAUGAUGCUGGCUCUAAUUCUGAAAGCGACGACCAUAACGAUGAUAACAAGCAUGACAACUAUGAUGAUGAAAGUGGUAGUGCAUCAGAAGUGUCUGAUGAUGGGGAAAAUGUUGAUGCGCAGGCAUUUCCACCUCCAUUUGUUCCGUAUGGCUCAUUUUACUACUAUUCGUACCCUCAGAUGUAUGAUGCACCAGCAUUUAUUCCAGCAGGAAACACUGAAAGGCGGUAA